Molecule: messenger RNA, 606 nt
Organism: Striga asiatica
Lineage: Eukaryota; Viridiplantae; Streptophyta; Magnoliopsida; Lamiales; Orobanchaceae
Source: the annotation of a GenBank genome assembly
AUGAGUCGCAGCAGCGGUCGGAGAUCGAUGGUGGUCGGAUGUGAGGCGAUGCGGUGGCAGUGGUCGAAGGCAAGGCGAUGCAGCAUCAGACGGAGGAGAUACAAACGACGGCGAUACAGCGAGGCGGCAGACCGAGGCUGUGCGACGCCGCAGCGGACUGUGGCGAUUCUGACGAAGGAGAUGCAGAAGGAGGCGGCGCGAUGCGACGGUGACGGAGACGAGAUGGCUGACGGGCGAGGCGACGCGACGGCAGCUGAGGUGGCGCACAGAGAAUUGCAGAGAGGAUGUUGCGACAGUGGCUGUAGAGGCGGCGGCUUGGACGGUGAUGGGAGGAACGACGUGUGCGGAGGCGCACAGUCGAGGCGCCCGUCGGCGCCGGGGGGGCCUGACAACGACAUUUACGAAGGCGCACAGUCGAGGCGUCGUCGGAGGCGGCGAAAUGGUUGGCAUAACCGGACGGCGACGGGAAGAACGGCUUGUACGGAGGCGCCGUCCCAUCAGUGUACUCCGACGGCCUUGGACGACGGUCCUCCUUCUAUCAGUGUCGCCGGAAAUCUCGGGUCCCCGACGGUCAUGGAGCUGAUGACGUAUGUGUGGCGCCGGUGA